Procambarus clarkii (red swamp crayfish) is the source of this 8324-nucleotide messenger RNA. RefSeq names its product golgin subfamily A member 2. Gene Ontology annotation, cellular component: cis-Golgi network; Golgi apparatus; Golgi cisterna membrane. Lineage: Eukaryota; Metazoa; Arthropoda; Malacostraca; Decapoda; Cambaridae. Gene Ontology annotation, biological process: Golgi organization. The record is from RefSeq and is a predicted model, not a curated record.
GUUUUGUAUGACGUCACUUAUUAUGCGACGUCAUCACUGGAGGCGUCUCGACCAAUCGACGCUCAGAUCCUCAAGUUCCAACAUGGCAGAUUCAGCGAGAGAGCAGAAGCUGGCUGCUGCCAGGAAAAAGUUACGACAGUUCCAGAAGAAGAAAGGCACAAAACGCAUGGUUGAAGGUGGCAGCAAGGAUGGCGGCUCAGAAGUGGAGGGUAGCUUAACAGAGGAAUCAAGUGUACAGUCCGAGUCAGGCACUCUUUCAUCACGUGCAUCUUCGGUUGAUUUGGCUUCAGAGGAAUUCACUGAAAUAAGAGAGGAUCCUACUUCUAGAGAGGAUUCUGAUGCCUUAUCUCAUAAACAGUCCCUUCCUCAGAAUGUGACCAAUGGUGAGAAUGGAACAUAUUCAGCUGGUGUAAUCCAUCAAAUAUUUCUUCCUGAUGCCUCUGACCCAGGAACUCAAAUUACAGACGGGGAGAUGGAAGCAGGAGCUUCAUCAGCUCUCUGCACACCAACAAAUAUAGCGCACGUGACUCAGAAUAAAUUAGAUUUAUCUGAUGUAUCAUCAACUUCUACCUUGCCCCAUGAAAUUGGGAAAUUGGGUAACAAUGAUGUAUGUAUGCUUGAAUCAUCAACUUCAAGAGUUGAAGAUGAAAGUAGUUGUGCUGUAGUAAACGAUACGCUCACACUAGGUGAUCAACAAACACAAACGAUAAAUGAUGAAGAAAGCCAUAUAGUAAACAAACUUGGUUAUUCCUCUCAACUUCCUGUGGCAGAAAAUAAAAUUUUUACCCAUGAUUCAUUUUUGUUAACUCCCCAGUCAUGCUCUGAUAGUACAAGCUCAUUGCCAGUGCUAUCACACAAUGAAGCAUCAUGUAAUGUAAGCGAAGAGGUUGUCACAAAUGUUCCAUUCAUCCAGCCGACAGAAACUACCGAACAAAAAUUUUAUACGAGAGAGAGCAAUCCUACUUGCCAGCGUGUAACUUCAUCAGAUACCACUUUACUACACCUCUCUCAAGAGGAACUAGGUACAGAGGUUUUUCCCAGUGACAGUAAUUCUGUACAUGAACAGCCAGAUUCCUCUGAUGUAUUUGAGGGGGAAGGAUCAGUUAGCUCUGAAACAUCAGCAAGUGUGACAACUGCAAUACAUGUAUCCACUGGCGAGAGUCAAGACCGACCUAUACUGAAAUCAUCUUCUGAGAGCUUACGACAAAUAUCCCUACAACUCAGUGGCCUUAUGAGUGAAAGUGAGGCUUCAGCACCUGCAUUGCCGAACAUGACAAUAUCUGAACUAGAACGCCGAAAUGCUGAGUUGGCUGCUCUCUUGCAAAAUGAGUCUCAAACCUCUAUGCAACAAGCACAGUACACAUUCCAGUUGAAAGCCCAGCUGGAGAGGUUGGAAGCAGAGCUGAGUGCUGCCCAGGCAGUCAUAAACUCUGCUGCAGGUGGAGGAGCAAGAGAAGUGGAGAGCUUGAGAGAACAGCUCCAGGUGCAUAUUCAGACUAUUGGCAUUUUGGUAUCUGAGAAGUCAGAGCUGCAGUCCAAUCUUACUCAUGCCAAUCAUGCUCUCAAACAAAAGUCAGGAGAAGUAAUAGAGCUUGAUGGGCGUUUGAGUGCAUCACGCCAGCGUGUAGGGGAACUUGAAGCUAGUCUUAAAGAUCUGACUUCAAAAUGUACUGCUGCAAAAUCAUUACAAGACAGUCUUUCAAAAGAGCUUGAUGCUUCCAAGAUGGCAAAUUUCAAAACCAACAAAGUCAGUGAAGACCUGAAAGCAUCUGUUGCAGAGUUGACUGAGCGUCUAAGUGUGAAGACUAGUGAUUAUGACAAACUGUGUUCCCAGCUGACAGAUACCAAGAGUCAGCUGGCCAUGGCACAGCUGCAUGUACAGCAGCUGAGAGAUGGUACAAGUGAAGAAAUACAGUCACAGCUUGAGAAGGUACAGGCAUCUCACUUAGAGAGCCAGAGACAACUUCAAGCAACUCAAGCUGCUCUCUCUCAGGCACAUGCUGAGAACUCUAAGAUAGCGUUGCAGUACCAGCAGUACACCACACAACUGGCAACGCAGACUCAGAGUUUGCAAGAACAAAUGAAGCAAUUGAUGAUGGAAAAAGAAGCAUUAGCAGUGGCUCUUGAAGAGACAAAAGCUGAGCUUGAGGCCGUGUCACAACCAAGUCCUUCACCAUCCUUUAAUCACGCUGAAAUGGCAGCCGAGAGCGAGCGUUUGGACCAGUCUGUUACCACAUUACAAGAAGAGAAGCUCCAGUUAAAAGAACAAAAUGCUGCUCUGAUAAAUGAUAACAACCAACUUUCAAAACUGGUGGACCAGCUGUCUCACACUGUGGAGGAACUCGAAAUGAAGAUGGAACGUAACAAAACGGAAGAGGUGGACACAUCUCGGCUUCUUGCAGCCAUGCAGAGUGACAAAGUUGCAGCUGCUCGUGCUCUCACUCAAAAUAAGCAACUUAAAGAACAGCUGGAAGAACUACAGAGUGGCUUUAUCAUAAUGAGCAACAAGAAAUUAGAACUGACAGAGAAGUUAGAAAAAGAAUUGCAUAUAAGAAAAGCUCUCAACCAAGAGAUCGCAACGCUGAAUGAAGAUUUGACUAACAUGAAGCAACAUUUAGUAGACAAAGAUCGUGAGAUUGUCACCCUUAAAGAGAAUGGAGAAUCUCUUGGUAGACAGUUGAUGUUGUCACGAAGCCAGAAUAAUGCAAGUCAGAUGACACAACAUACCCAAGAAAUGACCAAGGAAAUUUCAAGAUAUGAAGAGCGUGUGAAUGAACUAGAAGAGAAGCUAAGAUUAUCUCAGGUUGAAAUGGAAGAAUAUUCAAAGCAGAACUCUAAACUUCACAGCCUUAUAGAAGAAUAUAGUUGUCAAGCAAGAGGGAAAGAUGAAAGUCUGCAGUCAGUGAAUGUAAACACUACACAAGACACAAGUUUGCCAAAUGAUGAUGAUGAUGAUGGAAGUAAAAAGCUGAUGGCAAAGAUAGCUACACUGACAUCAUCAGUAAGCAAACUUGAGAUGGAGCGUAACAAUUUGCAGUCUCAGCUGGAUGCAGAGAAGGCAAGAUGUGCAAAAUUGUCACAAGAAUCCACAGUCAGAGAACACCUCUCCGAAUCUGUAAUAACAUCUCAACCAACAGCAGCAACAAGCAAAGAUUCAUCAAUAGAAAGUUUCAAGAGCUUGCAGGAAGCUCAUAAAGCCCUGGAAGAAAGAUUUAGUCGAUGUAUGUUGCAAGUAGCGGAGCUGAGUGAUGACAAACAACGUCUGGAACACGUAAUACAACAACUGCAGCUUGAGACAGAAACUAUAGGGGAUUAUAUAACAAUUUACCAGUUCCAGCGAGGAGUGAUGAAACAACAGGCACGAGAGCGUGAACUAGAGCUGUCUAGCCUCAUGCAUGAGCGAGAGGAAAUGAGGACUAAGCUUGCAACUUUACAGGACUUGAUGGCAUCUCUGGCACAGGAAAAGGGACCCGACCAAGAGAAGCUGAUCAAAAUGACUCGGGUUAUCAAGAGUCAGUCUACAGCCAUGCAUGGUGCAGAGAAUGGUGGAGUUCCACUCAUCAAUGGUAGUAGUGAAGAAGAGGCUACCGAACAUACAUCAAUAAACACAACAAAAGCUGUAAACAUGGAGGUACAGCCACUCCAAAAAGAAAGUAAGUCUUCCACUACUGACUCAAAUGCAUCUAGAAGCACUAAUCAAUGCCACGUUGAAGAAAAUUCAUCAAAGAAAACAACAGCCAAGAGUCCAACUGUACAGAGAAUAUUGGACCUGCUAAACGAAAUGGAGGCUACCAGUCAAGUUGAACACUGUGGCUUGCAAAAGUUCCAUCCCUGUCCCCUGUGUUCAGGAAAGCUUAUAACUGUAUAGACACCCUAACCAACAUAAUUGUAUGGUUAUAGUGCAAAAUAAAGGACAAAGAACUUUUGAAUCAUUGCACAGAACGAGACCGGUUGUAGAUCAUUACCUCACUUAACACCAUUAAUCUUUUAUUCUAAGAUUGUUGCAGUGUCCCACAACUUGUGUAUAGUUAUGGGUAAAAUAACCAUUCUUCAUCUGUUGUCUUGUGCUCAUUGGAUAUUUCAGUUUUCAACAGUAAUAUGAGUUGUAUAUAUCUUGCAAUAAACAGUUUUAGCUACUGUACUUACUAGGAGAGUUUUUAUUAAGUUGGCUGUGUCAGGUGUGUAAGGUUGGAUAUUAAAAAAAUAAACACGUAUAACUUUUAUUAGACAUUUAUUUGAAUCAUUGCUGUCCUAUUAUUGUAUAUCACACAAACUACUGUCCAUAUAUUUCAAGUUAGAUAUAUAGAUAUAUAAAAUGUCAAAAUUUUCACAAAAUUAGUUGUAUGUGUGUGGUGACUUUCAAUAAAACAUGUAAGCUUGUAAAACAAAUCCACAUAUGCAAUGGCAUGGUUUUAAAAUGAUCACUGUUCAGCCAUAUGUGUAAAACUCAACCUGGCAGUGGUCUGCUUUCUCGGCUCGCAGCCAAGAGACCCGGGUUCAGUCCCUGGGCAGGGCAGAAACAGUUUGCAGCUUUUCCAUCACCUGAUGACGCUGUUCACUUGGCAGUAAAUAUGUAACUGGAAGUUGGAUAUUGUUGUUGAUUGCAUGCUGGGGAAGGUUAGAAGUCGGUGUAUAAAGACCUAAAGAAGGUGUAUGGAGAAGCCUAAAUACUGUACAGGCUUCCAGUCCCAGACAACGAAUUAAAUGAUUAAAUGUCGAAAUAUUUUCCCUGCCUAAUGUGCUCUCUUAACAUGCAUGUUGUAGUGAGCGUUUAAGCUGCGUCUUCGUUCAUGGUCACAUUCUUUAUCAAGCAUAGAGCAGCUUCAAGGAGGAAAACUGUUUCACUAGGUGGUGCUGUUUAUACCUGUAGUGUCAUUAGCAGUAUUUUCUUCGCUAUCACCAAAAAUGUAGAAGUCUUUAGGUUUCCUUUUGGCAAUGCGUGGCUCAUUCUUAGUGCAUUAAACUAUGUCUAGCUGUCCACCUCACCAUCAAGGUAGUGGUCAUACUUUCCCGUUUGGUCUUGUUACUCUAUUUUUCAUUGACAAUAUGACAAUAAUGCUGCUGAUAAACACUGCCUUUUUAUAUCUAUUACAAUUUUACAUAUAACAAGGUGGCAUCAUUGACUAUUAUUAUGAGCGAAGUCGUGUGAUUUGUCCAACUGUACUUGGUGCUCGUGUGAACACUAGUGCUCUUCACUUGUCAGCACGGCUUUGUGUAAAACCUGCUUGCAUAACAGUGAAUUAAAACAAUUUACUGAGUUACUCAAAAUAAUGUUAUUUUUUUAUUAAAUAUAAAAAGCCUAUACAGUACAGUAUAGUAGAAUAAAUGAUUUGAAAAUAAGUUGCAAGAAUCUAAUGGGGAAAGUGUGUUGUUGAAAUGAGAUUUUUUCUUGUAGUAUUACUUAUGUUAAGUUACAUGUGGCUGUAGGACUUAAUGCAGUAACGAAGUUGAGGCUGAUAUUGAUGAAUAUUCUUUACAGUAAUAUAUUUUGGGGAACUGUAUCCUGUCUCGGGAACUAUCAAAUACACCCUAAACCCAAGAGUGUUAAUACAAAGGAAUAUAUUUGCCAGUUUACUGGGAUGAUUAAAACAAUGAAGCUGUAAUCUGUGCUUGAUCUUAUACUUUGAGAUGUGUCACUAUUAAAUGUGAACUACAAAAUUUUAUCUAUCAUUUAUUACAGAUUUGUAAUCGGCAUGUAUGAGGUUAUAAAUCGUGAUCAAUGGCCCACAGUCAAAUUUUAAUGGCUAAUAUAAUUGCAUGCAUUCGUCUGUUUUGUGUGAAAGUUUAGUAGUGUAUCUAAGUGUGAACACACUAUAUUGUAAUAUUAUUCCUAGAGAGAAAUGCUUUAUUAUUUUUUUGCAUUUUGUAGGUUGGAUGAUUUCAAAAGCAUAUAAGGUGGGUUCACAUUAAGGCUGCUUGGAUUCACUGUGCGCCGGGGCUUUUAUACUAAUGUUUAUUUAAAAGGGAAAAUUCAUAUUGAUGCUAAUCGUAAAAAAGAAAUCGUUGUGAUAUUUUUUUCAAGAGUUGUUAUAAUAAAAAUAUAAACCAAUUUUACUUAAUAUUUUCUAUGUAUUUUGUAAAGUCUUUCAAUGCUAUUGUAUAUCAUCUUAGAAAGAGCAUUGAAUGUAAACUAAGCCUUGUAACUGGUAUUAGCAGCAUCAGUUUAAGCAAAAUUGUCCUAUUUGUACAUAAAAAAUGCACAUGAUGAGCACCAUGUUAUAGGUACUCUUAGUAGAUAAAAGUUGUAAGUACAUUUUAGUGAUAGAAAGAUGAGGUUUUUGUUUGCAUUCUAUAAGAUUGGUAUGCAAACAUUGGAAAUUCAGUGACCGUAACGAAUAUUGACACACAGUGUUGUAAUUUAAUUCAGUACAUUUUGUCAUGUAUAUAAAAAAAAGAUUGUAGCCAAAGUAAUAAUUGUUCUUGGUUUCAAAAUAGCAAAACCUUACAUUAUCGAGGGUGUCAUAAAGAAGCAUUAAACCAUAUUGAGGUACAGUACCAUUUCAGGAACUGAAAGCUCUUAAUUUGAUUGUGAAGUUUCCCCCUAGCUAAGGGCAAAAUUAUAGCCAUGUGGUCAUCCAUUCAGUGUCUGUCCAGACUUGGCAGCACUUUGCUAACUGAGCAAUACAAAUAUCAUCCAUAGCGCUAGUAUUAUGGCAGUUUCCAAUUACAUUCCAUUAUAAGAUAUCUGGUUGGUUCCCACCCUACACACGACAAAACUAUAACGUUGUAACAACUUUCUAGCAUGCCACAAAAACUUUAUAACAAGUUGUAACAAUAGGGACCAUUAUGUUGUGUGUUUGCAAGGUUAUAGGUUGUUCUUAAGGCAGAGAUACUAAAAUGUAGCUAUACAUUAUAUACUUGCAACUCUCAAAUUAGUAAAAAUUUAAAAGGUGGACUAGAUGUGACAAGCACAGGCAGCAUCAAUGGUAGCAGAAAGAUUAGUUACAUUUACUGUACUUACUGGUUCUCGUGGCCCACAGUAAGAACACUGGUUCACAUAUAAUAGCAAGACAUAUUUCAGUGGAUUUUCACAGCAUUCUCCAGGAUACGUAGAUGAUGAUGUCUGUAAAACAAAAGCCCUAGAAAAGUACUUGACAAUUUAAAAAUAGGUCUACUACUGUAAUACUGUACAAUUCAUUAAACAUGUCGGUAUUCUAUUUGCUCUAAUUCCGAAGAAUAUAUAGCACAAUGUUUUCCAGUUACUGGCUGGGGCCUAAAAUUAACCAAUGAUUUUAGAUGCCUUAAUUAUUCUGGUCUCGACUUUAGAAUAUAGCCAGUACAUGAUCUUGUGUUGCAGAAACACACAGCAGGUAGCAUUAUUAAGCUUAUCUCAAGAUGCUGGAUGUGAUUUGGGAACUGGCAGUUGAAUCCAGGUGUCACUUUGUCCUCGACUUGGAAUCGAGGAACCCGGGUUCAAUCUUCGGACAGGACAGCACUGCUUGGGCAUGUUUCCUUUCACUUGAUGUACCUGUUCACCUAACAUUUAAAUAGGUACAAUACCUGAUAGGCAAGUGUCAUGGGUUGCAUCCUGGGGAAGCUUGGUAGUUGGCCUAGAGAGACAUUGAUCAGCCUAAGUACAUGUUCCUGUACCCAGCACCAGGAAUUAUUAAACUUGCUAAUGAGCAAAGGCCAUUUUGCUCAAACAUCUCACAGGAUUUCACCUUUGGAUGUGAUCAACAUGGAAGCUAGUAUGUCAAAUGAUUUUAAGUUUUCAUCAUUGUUCUAUUCUUGUGUUACUUUAAAUUUCAUCCAAAGCACUGGAAACAAAAAUAAAUCUAAUCAUUAUUUCCAACUUUAUUUUACUAUAUUGUACAGUACUGUAUUUUGAUAAAUUGAAAAAAAUGUAAUCACAGUGCUGUGUUAUCUUGCAUUCUCCCACAUGAGAAGGAACAACAUAACCGAGAUUUGCAUUAUAAUGCUAUAAAUUAAGCUUAACAUGAAUAAUAACCAGCCAUUCAAUCUUAAAAUUCACAAAUUUUAAGUUGAUAAAAUACAGUAUUGCAAAUGUAUUUAUUAAGAGGAGUGUAAUUUAACUUUUUUUUUUUAGAUAAACCAUAGGUAAAUUUCAUGCCUGUUCAUACUGUCCUGGUCAUUAACAAUCCUAGUCUGAUAAAUUACAAUUAUUACUGUAUCUCUAAGGACUCAAAGAAGUAUCAUAACUUCAGAUGACACUAUUAUUGAUUAAUUUAACCAUUUGAAAAUGCUGAGUUUCCAAAAGGGUGCUUCUCUCUUGCCAUGCUGCUCUUGUGUUGCAAGGUGUGUGCUGUGAGAUUUUUCUAUUCCAUUUUAUCAUAAUAGUAUUUUUAUUAAAGUUCUGAAAAUAU